AUGAAGAAUCGGCAAGAGACCUUCGUCGAAGACAUGGAGCGCUUGUACGAUGUGCUGGAGCGCGCCAACAGUCCGGCGGGGUUGCUGGUUGUAAAAAUGCGUGAGAUGGAGGAAGGCACCUUUGUUGGCAAGGUGAAGGCUGACAAGGACCUCGCCGCGGUGUCGAAGAAGUACAAGCUGGACGAGCAGGCCGAGUCCAAGCUUGCGGACAUCCUGGCGCGCUACGACGACGCGCGGCGGAAAGAGUACUUGAUCGAAAUCGAGAGGCACCUUGAGGUGUCGAAUAGGCCCUCGGCCAUGGCAAUGAUGCUUCUCAGGAAGCUUGGUGAAGGCCAGUCCCUGGGCAAGCCUGGGCAGCCUGCGCCCGGAAGUUAUCUGGACAACGCUCAGCGUGCUGCGCGUGGGGAAACUUCCCGGGGAGGGCGCGAGGACCGGGAUCGCAAAGACCGGAAGAGCCCCGACAGAGAUCGGCGUGACAAAGAUCGAGAUCGGGACAAAGACCGCGACAGGCGGCGGUCUCGCUCCCGAGACAAGAGAUCCCGGUCUCGAAGGAGAUAG
This is a messenger RNA of Symbiodinium sp. CCMP2592, 558 nucleotides long. NCBI's taxonomy places the organism in Eukaryota, Dinophyceae, Suessiales, Symbiodiniaceae. The record is from the annotation of a GenBank genome assembly.